AUGUCUGCUAUUCAGAACUCGCCACGCUUGCAAGAGUCCCAGGACCAGCAGCAACAGCAGCUCUCGUUAAAAAUAAAACAGUUGAAGUUGAAAAGAAUCAACGAACUCAAUAACAAGCUCAGAAAAGAACUCAGCCGUGAAAGAAUUACUGCUUCAAACGCAUGUCUUACGAUAAUAAACUACACUUCAAAUACAAAAGAUUAUACUCUACCUGAUCUAUGGGGAUACCCUGCAGCGGGUUCGAAUCAUUUUAGAGAAGGUUUGAGAAUUGCUCAAAAAAAAAAUCAAAUGUCAAAUUCAAAUAAUGCUUGUUGUACGCUUAUGUAA
Messenger RNA from Saccharomyces kudriavzevii IFO 1802, 327 nucleotides. It is a transcript of the gene STE18, whose product is annotated as Ste18p. Gene Ontology annotation, molecular function: G-protein beta-subunit binding. The transcript has a single exon. Gene Ontology annotation, biological process: G protein-coupled receptor signaling pathway. NCBI's taxonomy places the organism in Eukaryota, Fungi, Ascomycota, Saccharomycetes, Saccharomycetales, Saccharomycetaceae. The record is from RefSeq and is a predicted model, not a curated record. Gene Ontology annotation, cellular component: heterotrimeric G-protein complex. The coding region runs from base 1 to 327 and encodes 108 amino acids.